AUGGCCACGGAUGACUCGAAGGGAUUCGCCCUUUCCAAGCAGUUGGCGGCCACGACUCUCCUGGGGUAUGGCAUCUUUGGGGCUGUCCAGGUUCUCUACCGCUUGAUAUGGGGAUGGAGGGCAUCCUCCCGAAUGAAAGGCCUUCUGAAAGAUACGCCGGCGACGAAAGGGCCCGGCCACGAUGAACCUGCUGGCUGGCUGAAGGACCUCAUAGCGAACCGCGACCGUAUUCACGACUGGCGUUGUGAGAUUUGUCAAGGGCAACCUGUUUCCAAAAACCUGGGUUUCAGCUGGCACCCUGGGAUGACCAUGGUGAUCCUGAACGACGCAGAGGGCGUGCGCCACAUCUUGAAGGACGAGUUCAACAAGUACACGAAGUCAGAAUUAAGGUAUGAUCCGUUCUUCUUCUACGUCGAGGAUUUCCUGGGUGAUGGCAUUUUCGUGGUGAAGCAUGGGGUAGGUUCCGAAGAUCGUGGGCAAGAGUGGGGCAACAUGCGCAAGGUCUCUGCUCAAAUCUUCAGUCGGAAGAAUUUCAGCUCCCUGAUGAACGAGGUUUUCAUAGAGAAGGCAGAGGUCUUGCGGCGUUUUCUGCAGAGAUCUCGAGAUGAAAAGAAGCAGGUGGACUUGCAGUCGUCCUUCUUCAACUUCACACUCGACAGCAUCAUGCGCAUCUUCUUUGGAGAGGAGUCCAACACGGCGGUUGGUGUUCCGAACGUGUAUGGUAAGGCCUUCGACACGGCACAGGCGAACAUGCGAAAUCAUGCUGUCGAGUCCAUUGCGCCCUACCUCUUGUUCAGCACGUUCCUGCCGUGGCCCUUUGGUGGCCAACAUGGAGGAUUAGCUCGUUGGCUUUGGGACCGUCUAUCCCGGAAGCACCGGACAAUGAAGUCAGCAUGCCGAGUGCUCGAUCGGGAGGCCAAUCGUUUGGUCAAGAAGUGCCGUGAUGAUCCACAGCUUCCUGAGCGACGAGAUUUGCUGGCACUCUUCAUUCAGGCGGGGUUCAGUGCGGACUUUGUGAAGCAGAUGGUCUUGCAUUUGAUCAUUGCUGGCAGAGACACCACGGCUUGCUUGCUCUCAUGGACCUUCUACGAACUCACCCGGAACCAAGACAUUCAGUCUCGGCUUCAUGAGGAGAUCAUGCAGAAGCUGCCAGGCACAAAGCUGGACAUGAAGAGCUUAUCCGCCAGUGAGAUGCCAUACCUGAAUGGCGUGAUCUACGAAGCUCUCCGGCUCUGGCCACCGGUCCCCUUCGAUGUGAAGAUGGCCUUUGAAGACGACGUCCUGCCCGGUGGGUGGAAGGUGCCAGCUUUUACACAGGUGGGCUACUGCCCCUACAACAUGGGCCGAGAUCCCAAAAGAUAUCCAGAACCAGAGGCUUUCCGACCAGAAAGAUGGAUCCCAUUUACCGCGCCGUCGCCCCACGAGUUCCCUGUCUUCCAAGCAGGACCGCGGAUUUGCCUAGGCAUGGACAUGGCUCUUUUUGAAGCGAAGAUUGCUACAGUGGAGUUGCUUCGUCACUGCCGGUUCGAGAUGGUACAGGGACAGAAUGUCACUUACGGUGACAAGAUUACCUUGGACAUCAAGAGCAAUGGCAAGGAAGAGUUCCUUGUACAUGUCAGGGACUGGUAG
Molecule: messenger RNA, 1629 nt
Organism: Symbiodinium natans
Lineage: Eukaryota; Dinophyceae; Suessiales; Symbiodiniaceae
Source: the annotation of a GenBank genome assembly